AUGGAACGCAAUUAUCCGAUGACAACGAGAUCCCGUUCGGAGAACGAUAGAAUAGUAUUUUACGACAACAGAAAUUACUACAGCGAGCGUCUACCAGACUUCCGCGACGAGCUUAUAUCCCAGGGACUGUAUCCACCGAGUCCCCAGUUGCAAAAUAACCGGGCUAGAAGAUCGAAUUCUGUUUGUACGCAAUCUGACCGGCCGAAGCGGUUCCGAUCGGGUGAAACUGGAAAUCGACGACGAAAUAGUAUUCACGGAAGAAUUACUCACGGUCCUACACCUUUAGGGGACGGAAGAAGAGCAAGUGUGAAGAGAAAAGUAUCUGCAAGACGUUUGAACAGUAUUAGCCGAAAGAGCUCCACCCGACUGUCCAAUACUAGUAAAACUUAUCAUUAUCCUCCAGAAGAAAUGAUAAACGACGAUCACAAGAUAAAGGUCGUUGAAAAAUCGCUGAUGGAAUUGGAGCAAGCGCGAAAACAACGACAGAUAGUCAUUAUUAUUUUGGGAAUUUUUGUUAUUUUAGUGGUUACUUCGGUGUUAAUUGUUAUUAUUACACUUACUCGCAGGUCAUUUCGUACAUCUAUUGCCACUCCAUUGUCUUUGCAUCAUAAUUAUUCUGUACGACAAAAUGAGCCGAAGUGGCAUAAUGCUUCUCAAUCAAUGACCAACACUUCAAUACCACCUUAA
Cotesia congregata is the source of this 687-nucleotide messenger RNA. Lineage: Eukaryota; Metazoa; Arthropoda; Insecta; Hymenoptera; Braconidae. The record is from the annotation of a GenBank genome assembly.